This is a messenger RNA of Closterium sp. NIES-65, 816 nucleotides long. The record is from the annotation of a GenBank genome assembly. Lineage: Eukaryota; Viridiplantae; Streptophyta; Zygnematophyceae; Desmidiales; Closteriaceae.
AUGGUGAACAAGCCCGAGUGGCCAUAUGCGCUGUCAGGCACGGUGGCAGCAGCGGUGCAGGGCAUCAUCCUGCCCUUCUUCGCCCUCAUCCUCUCCCGCAUCAUCACCGUCUUCUGCAACCCAGUUCCUCAUUUCUCUGCCCCUCUUGCUUCUGCUCAUUCCCUCCCUACUUCCCUCCCUCCCUCCCGGCCUCCCUCAAACCCCCUUGCCACCCCACCUUUCCCCCCUCUUCCAGACAAGGCCAAGAUGCGUAGCGACGCAGACUUCUGGUCGCUCAUGUUUGUCGUUCUCGCCGUGGUGGCGUGGGUUUACAUUGACAAAGCCAAGAUGCGCACCGACGCGGACUUCUGGUCGCUCAUGUUUGUCAUUCUUGCCGUGGUGGCGUGGGUGUCCCGCACCCUGCAGACGUUCCUCUUCAGCGUGGCAGGGCAGCGCCUCAUCUGGCGCAUCCGCCGCAUGUGCUUCUAUUCCGUGCUGCGCCAGCAGAUGGCUUGGUUGACCGCGAUGAGAACUCCAGCACCCCUGCUUGCAUCCCUCUCUUCCCUCUCUCGUUUUCUCUUCUCUUCGUCCACUCGCAGUGGCGCCAUUGGCUCACGUCUCUCCUCAGACGCAACCCACGUGCACUCCAUAGUGGGCGACCGCCUGUCCCUCGCCGUGCAGAACGCAGCGACGCUCGUGGCGGGGCUCAUCCUGGCGUUCUCGUCCUUGUGGAUCCUCUCCUUCAUCGUGCUCGCCCAGUUGCCACUCAUCGCUGCCGGCUCCAUCUUUCAAAUGAGGAGCCUGCAAGGCUUUGCUGAUGACGCCAAGGUGGGCUGA